UCAAUUAUUCUCAUUCAAAGUGUACCCUGAUUACUAUGUGCACUUAACAAGAGAUAUAAAUACUAAGCAUGCACAUUUUCACGACAUUGUGUCAAUGGUCAGAUAGGUUUUUCAAGUUCUAUAAAGUUCCUGAAGUAUGCAGCAAAUGUACCGCCUAUUUAAAACUUUUUACAUUUGAAUAAAUUCUUGCAAAUGCUCCUUUGACUUUUUCUGGAAACUUCAGCACUGAUGACAAAAAUUAAACUUUUUGUUGCUCAUUUUACCCUUCAGGCUGACAGCUCCGCUGAUGGCAGAUGAACUAGCAAUGACAAAACGCGCGGCAGUUUUAAACGCUGGCAUCCUGUUAUCUUCCCUUGGACCUAUUGCAAUUAUAUCACUUGCUUUUGUCACGUGCUCAUCUAAAAGAAUGAGUGAAAGGCAAGUGAUUUUGGUAGGACAUACAAUUGCAUUGGUAGGCUUUAUCAUUUUUUUACCGUGGGGAAACACAUAUCCAACUCUCCAAACAACAGAGUACAUCAAAGUCGGAAAUCUGACGCAAUUUCGUUUGAAAGAAGGUUGCCCAGCAAAGUACAAGUGGUGCACAAAUGCACCAAAAAUACACCUUGGUCAAAUGAUAAUUGCUGAAGUGAUGGCUUUGAUUGGCUACACAUUACCAUAUUUAGUUACAUUUGGACUUUACUCAAAAAUUGUUGGUCCAAGAAAGCAGGGUUUUUAUCUUGCUGCGCUGUCUCUAGCUGGUUGUACUUCCGGGAUCACAACACCAUUGUUGGUGGCGUAUAUUUACGAACAUUUGGGACCAAGAUAUGUAUUCAUUACAAUAGCUUCCAUUGUAUCAUUUUGUAUAAUAGUCUUCACUUAUUUCUAUAACAGACUAAUACCUUUUGAAGAAUACAUAAGCAACAGCUAGAAUAAAGAAAUUAUAUAUCUAAAACUUUGCUAGUUAUUUUUUCUGAUAGUUUUACUGUUUAAAAAUACAACAGGCUCUUUUGUUAACCAAAACUUUCCUGAUUUGUCAAUUUGUUUGUUGACUAUGAUAGAAUACUGAUUCGUUUCUUGAAAUAAACUGUUUUCUCCCUUUCUGUCCCCGGCCUUGAUUCAGCCUCAAUAUCCUCUUUGUCAACAGAAACUUUGAAAUGAUUUAUCAUGGAAAGAUUAAUUGCUGUUUUCAUUUAAUAUCAUUUUUGUUAUCUUUGAUGUUUUUUAUAUUUUUUUCGUUACGUGAAUUGGCUCAGUGGCUAUAGACCUUUUUCGGGGAACAGCGACCUUCAAAACUUUCAUAAUAAUUUUUUCAGCAACAACGUGUUGUUAUUGACAAAGCUUUAAAGUACACAUAAAUUAAAAGAAAUAGUUACAGUAGAAUCCCGUUAUAACGUACUCGGUUAUUACGUACUUUUGGAUAUAACGUACUGGUGUGCUUGGUCCUGGCAAAAGGUGUGCUUGGUUUUAGUCAUUUUUUACUUACCCUCGUUACAACGCACUUCGGAUAUAACGUACUUAAUACGCUGGUCCCUUAAAGUACGUUAUAACCAGAUUAUACUGUACUUGCAUAAGGAUGAUAAAUUAAAAAAAAAUAGUUACUUGCAUAAGGAAGAUAAAAUUUCAAAACUCAAGAAUAAAGUAUUUACAAAAAAGUCUUCAAUCUUAAGAACGAAGUUUUACUCUUCAUUUCGUCCGUUUAUUCAUUUAAGAUCUUUGCUCCUUUAGAGGAAAAGCCUUCUUGCCUGCUUCGGAUUUGACUUAAAACAAAACAAUAUUCUUUGUUUUGGC
Rhopilema esculentum is the source of this 1767-nucleotide messenger RNA. NCBI's taxonomy places the organism in Eukaryota, Metazoa, Cnidaria, Scyphozoa, Rhizostomeae, Rhizostomatidae. The record is from RefSeq and is a predicted model, not a curated record.